AUGCUGAUUGGAAAAUUAAUUGGAGAUUAUGUGCUAAUGGAAGAAUUAGGCAAGGGUUCCUUUGGCUGUGUAAUUAUCUCUAUGUAUCAUUCUUUCGAUAGGUUUACAAAUGCUAGAACAGGAUCGAUCAAUCAUUUCAUGCAAUAAAGAUUAUCCAAUUUCAAUCUUUGAGCAAUUGUGAAGGAGUUGUUGGCGAGUUAUUGAAGGACGAGAUAAGUGUGCUGGCAAAAAUCGAUUCGCCUAAUGUUUUGAAAUUAGAGCACUACUUUUAAUCAAAAUCGAAUUGUUAUAUUGUAAUGGAAUAUUGUAAUGGUAAAUAUAUAUAUUUUUAAAAGCAAACAGGUGGGGAUUUAGAAAGAUACUGGACCAAGGAAGGUAAAAAAAUAAAGGAACAGAAAGCAAUAGAAAUCGUCAUCCAAAUUCUGAAUGGAUUGAGUGAAUUACAUAAAUAGAAUGUGAUACAUAGAGAUAUAAAAUUGGCCAAUAUUUUGAUGCAUAAUGAUCAAAUUAAAAUCGCCGAUCUUGGGUUCUGUAAGCAAUUGCAAAACUAGGUUUUAUUUACUCUCAUAUUGCUUUUAGGAUAUGGAGGUUAGCCUAUGUUUGGGUACACCAGGCACGAUGGCCCCAGAAGUAGCUGCAUUUGAGAGUUAUGGCUUAUAAUCAGACAUCUUUUCUAUAGGGUGCAUCUUCUAUCAACUGUUAUAUGGCGAGUUGCCCUUUGAGUGUCUAAACAUCAAUUCCUAUAUCAAAGCCAUUCGCUAUUGUAAUAUCAUAACAAUUCUAUGUUAGAGUAAAUCGACUUCAAUAAGAAUAACGUCGUGAUCUAAGAUGAAUUAAAGGAGAUUAUUAGCAAGAUGUUGAAAGAUGAACCCAAAAAGAGAUUAACUUUCCCCCAAUUAUAUCAAUAUCCUUUAUUUAAAAAUACCCAAAAAAUGUCUUAGAUAAGUUAAAUUGCAAUGAAAAAUAUGACGAACUUAGAAACUACCAACUUCUAUAAUGAAAUUUAUAAAAAUGACUAGCAUAUUCAGAUAGGGUAGGAAGGGAUGACAGCCUUGAAAUAAAAUGGAGACAUCUUUAGAACUUAGAGUGAAAGGUAAAAUGAGUAGUCUCAGUUUAUGAAUAAUCUAUAGAAUGUCAAUAAAAGCAAUCACAAUCAAUUUGUAUAGGAUCAGGUGUCAAAACUGACCUAUGAAAUGAUGGCAACUCAAUAAUUGUGUCCAAAUCAAUAAUAAAUUAAUAAUACUUUGAAGGACCUCUAAGAAACUGAGUAAAUUUUCAAGACUGACAGAUUCCAGCACAAUUAUAGCAUGACUGCAAAUAGUUAAUAGAAUCAGAAAUUAUGUCAGCAAUUUCGAUUCCUUUUGGAUGCCUUACAAUAUUGUGAUAGAACAUACAUCGAGAUUGAUCAAAUCUAAUUCUUAGAUGAAAGCUAGGUAAACUUUUCAUUUGAUAUCAAAGACUUUGAUAGGCAAAUUCAUGAUCCAGAAAAGAAUAAGGUCUGAAAGCAAAAAGUUUUUCUAGGUUUAAUAAGAGAAUCCAUUCUACGAUGAAUUGAACUAAAUGAGAGAUGCCUUCAAUCCUUAUGUCUAAAAUCAGCUGUUUGAAAAAUUGCUUUAGCAGAUGUACUAUUUUGAUUUAGUGGUUAAUAGCAAAGGUGCUUCUACCCUUCUUAGUGGAUUGACAUAGGCCUUCAUUAAUGAGUUGAAGGAGGAAGAAACAGGAAUAUUUCACUUGAACUAUUGGUAGUCAUUAAUUGAAUUGCAUCAAUUAAUCAAGCGAGAAAUCAAUAGAGAAGUGGAGAACAAACGAAAGAAGAACUUAGUGACAGUUUUACUUCAUUUAUAAAGAUGCUUGCAUUUCCAAGAUCUGUGUACUUUGAAAAUAGAUUUUGAGGAUGAGUUUUUGCACAUCAAAAAGCAAAAUUUGAUUGAAUUGAUCAAGAAAGUUUAAUAUUGA
Paramecium octaurelia is the source of this 1956-nucleotide messenger RNA. NCBI's taxonomy places the organism in Eukaryota, Ciliophora, Oligohymenophorea, Peniculida, Parameciidae. The record is from the annotation of a GenBank genome assembly.